Messenger RNA from Symbiodinium pilosum, 7875 nucleotides. Lineage: Eukaryota; Dinophyceae; Suessiales; Symbiodiniaceae. The record is from the annotation of a GenBank genome assembly.
AUGGUAGCCACUGUUACCGACGACACAGACCUCAAUGGAAUGCGCGCCGCAGGGCGUGCUGCAGCCAGCGUGUUAGAAAUGAUUGGCCCACAUGUUGUACCCGGCGUGACCACCGACGCGCUCAACACCCUGUGCCAUGACUAUAUUGUCGACCAGUUGGGCUGUAUCCCUGCGCCGUUGAACUAUGGGGGUGGCGGCGGACAGAUGCCCUUCCCCAAGUCGAUCUGUACCUCUGUGAACCACGUGGUCUGCCAUGGCAUUCCCACCGAGAGCAAGAUAUUAAAGAACGGCGAUGCGCUGAACAUAGAUAUCACCGUGAUCAAAGACGGCUACCACGGUGAUACCAGCAAGAUGUUCUGUAUCGGCGAACCGUCAGUGCUGGCCAAGCGGCUGAUCAAAGUCACCCAGGAGUGCCUUUAUAAGGGUAUCGAAGCUGUAAAAGCGGGCGCGCAUCUGGGUGACAUCGGCCACGCCAUCCAGCAACAUGCCGAACGCAAUCGAUUCAGCGUUGUACGUGAGUUCUGUGGCCACGGGAUCGGCAAGGUAUUUCAUGAUGCGCCCCAGGUACUCCACUACGGACGUCCCGGGUCUGGUAUGCGCCUGGAAGAAGGAAUGACGUUUACCAUCGAACCCAUGAUCAACGCGGGCAAGCGUCACAUUAAAAUCUUACCCGAUCAAUGGACCGCAGUGACCAAAGACCACAAACUCUCAGCCCAGUGGGAACAUACCCUCAUGGCGCUCGAGAGCCGACAACAACUCAAUGCGCUGCAGGAUGGUCUUGCGGCGAGAUUCUGGCAAAACGAACCCAUAGAAACGUUGCUGCUCGAAAUGAGCAACGGCAUCGACGACAUCCUGCGAGACCUGUUUGCAACGCAUCUGGGCGACACUAAACAGGUUGCCUUGUACGCGGUGGGUGGCUACGGGCGCCAGGAGGUCCAUCCCGGUUCUGACAUCGACAUUCUUGUGCUUGCCAGCAAACCACAGAAGUACCAGCGAAAGAUCGAGCUGUUCCUGCAGUCUGUAUUCGACCUCAAUGUCGAAGUUGGCCACAGUGUGCGCGACAUCAAAUCCUGCAAGGUGCAGGCCAAGCAGGAUAUUACCGUCGCCACCGCGUUGUUUGAACGACGUUUCAUUACCGGUGACACUUCACUCACCAGCGGCCUGGACAAGGCACUGAACAACCCUCGCCUGUGGCCUGCAGACAAAUUUUUCCAGGCCAAGUACGAAGAACAGAAACAACGCCACAAAGAUUACGAUAAUGUCGAGUACAACCUCGAACCCAACAUCAAAACCUCGCCCGGCGGUUUGCGCGACAUUCACACCGCGCUAUGGAUCUGCAAGCGAAAGUUCAACACCACCGAUCCCGAAAAGCUGGUAGAACUCGGCGUGCUCAUGCCGACGGAGAAAAAAUGGCUGGUUGAGGGUAGACGUUUUAUCUGGUGGGUGCGUUUUGGUUUGCACCUGAUUGCCCAGCGCAAAGAAGACCGAUUGCAAUUCGCCCACCAGCGCGAACUUGCCCAACGAUUGGGUUUCGUUGACACCGAAACCCAGCGCGGGGUGGAACGCUUCAUGUACCACUACUAUCGGCAUGUACUGGCUCUGACAGAAGUGAAUGACAUUCUGAUACAGUAUUUUCAGGAAUCCACUAUUCCCCCGCGCAAGGUUCGCGAAGAACCCAUAAACGAAAGAUUUCAGCUGACUAACAGCUAUAUUGAAGCGCGCAGUGACGAUACAUUUCAGCAGACGCCUUCCGCCAUCCUCGAGAUGUUUGUGAUCAUGGCCAAUCGUCGUGAUAUUGCUGGCGUCCGCGCCCGCACCAUUCGCCAGAUCCGGGAAAACCUGCAUCUCAUCGACGACGAUUUUCGCGACAACCGUGCACAUCAGAAACUGUUUCUCGAUCUGUUAAAGGCACCCUACACACUGGUUUCUCAGCUGACCCGAAUGCGCAGAUACGGUGUGUUGGGGCGUUACAUACCUGAAUUUGGUCGCGUUAUCGGGCAGAUGCAGCACGAUCUUUUUCACAUCUAUACCGUCGAUGCGCACACCAUGAUGGUCAUUCGUAACAUGCGCCGAUUCCGCUACCGGGCCAGCAAACAGGCUUUUCCGGUGGCUUAUCAUGCGGUCCACACGCUGCCUAAGCUCGAACUUCUCUAUAUCGCAGGUAUUUUCCAUGAUAUCGGCAAAGGCAGAGGCGGCGACCAUUCCACGCUCGGGGCUGCUGAUGCGGAAAUUUUCUGCCGGCGCCACGACUUAAGUGUGACUGAUACACAACUGGUCUGCUGGCUUGUGGAGAAACACCUGUUCAUGUCUUCUGUUGCACAACGGGAAGAUAUUUACGAUCCGGAUGUGGUGUACAAAUUCUCCCUGGAAGUUAAAUCCGAAAUGCGGCUGGAUUACUUGUAUGCAUUGACUGUUGCCGACAUCAACGCCACCAACCCGACCUUAUGGAACAGUUGGCGCGCCACGCUCCUGCGCCACCUCUACAACGAAACCCGCAAACUCCUGCGUCGCGGCGUGGAAGCCUCAGCCGAUCGUGAGGAUGCGGUGGCCGCGUAUCAGGAACGUGCACUUGAGCGACUGAUCGAAGCCCACCCUGAUUUAGAUAAAGCGGAGGUCAGGAACGUCUGGGAAGACAUCGGUGAGGACUUUUUCCUGCGUCACACACCGCCGCAGAUUGCAACGCUGACCGAAGCGCUUGUACAACAUGAUCUGGCAGAUGGCGCUUUUGUUACCCUUCGCGACACCCACGGAGAUUCGCCUGGCGAAGGUGCUACCCGGGUGUAUAUUUACUGCAGGGAUCAGCGAGGUCUAUUUGCGACCUCUGUGCUGGCACUGAGUCACUUCGACCUGAACAUCGUGGACGCAACCGUUUCCACCGCAGAAACUGGCAACUGCUUUGAUACCUACACAAUAUUGACCAGUGACGGCGAGAGCCUGCCACGUGAGGGCCAGCUGCGCGAAAAGAUCGCCUCACGUCUGGUGCAGGCGAUUAACGACGACGCCAAGGGGCUGGAUCUACCCCGUCGUCGCCUGUCACGGCGAUUGCGGGAAUUGCCCCACCCCACAAGUGUCAGCAUUGUGCCCAACGCCACCGGAGACGCAUCAAUCAUGACCGUCAUCGCCAGUGACCGCCCUGGAUUACUGGCGACAAUAGGUUUGUUACUGGUAGAACUGAACAUAGAACUUCUCUCAGCAAAAAUCGCCACGUUGGGUGAACGCGUGGAGGACACUUUUGUGAUUCAGAACAGCGACUUCCAGCCUAUCGGCAAAGGUGAGCCAACCUAUAUGCUGGAAAAUGCGAUUCGCCAACAACUUGACCAGGAAUUGGGAUUGAAUCAACUGGGUAAUCCAUCUUUCAGCCUCAUCCCGUUGACCCUGGGUGAACCAAAACAUGCCCCGCCGGAAUUUGUGGUGAAGGCUUUAACCGACCCGGAGAACAUGCGCCAGGCGUUAGGGACCUAUCCGCUGACCAAAGGCUCCAUUGAGCUUCGCACAGCGAUAGCCAGCUGGCUGCAAAAAAGAUUUACCGUAAACGUUGAUCCGGAAAUUGAAAUUCUACCGGUGAACGGCACCCGCGAAGGCUUAUUCGCUUUUGCUCAAGCGAUGUUAAGCGGUAAACCAGACAGCCUGGUUAUGAUGCCUAAUCCGUUUUAUCAGAUUUACGAAGGCGCAUCUCUGCUGGCUGGCGCCACCCCACUGCUUAUCGACAACCAGCCCUCAUUGGACUUCCAACAGGAUUUCGAACACAUCACAGAGGCCCAGUGGCAACAGACCGAACUUGUAUAUCUUUGCUCUCCCGGCAACCCGACCGGACAGAUCAUGCCGCAGGCACAGCAACAGGCUUUGAUCGAACGCGCACACAAGUACAACUUUGUGAUCGCAGCUGACGAGUGUUAUUCCGAGCUUUACUUUGAUGAAUCGCUGCCACCGGGCAGUUUACUCAGUGCCAGCAAGGCUAUGGGCAACCCGGACUUCAGCCGCUGCGUGGUGUUCCACAGUUUGUCUAAACGUUCCAACCUGCCGGGCUUGCGCAGUGGCUUUGUGGCCGGAGACAAAGCCCUGAUGUCAGCCUUUCUCGCCUAUCGUACGUACCACGGUUGCGCAAUGAGUGCACAUCAUCAGGCGGCGUCGACCCUGGCCUGGCAGGAUGAAGAUCAUGUUAUUGCUAAUCGGCGGCUAUACCAGGACAAAUUUGCUGCGGUCAGCAACAUUCUUGCCCCCCACUACACAAUGAAUAAACCGGAUGGCGCUUUUUACCACUGGCUUGCCACGCCAACCGACGACGGCGCGUUUACACGCGCGCUGCUGGAGAAAUUCAACGUCCUCGUCAUGCCGGGACAGUUCCUCGCGAGAUCAAAUAAUGGCCACAAUCCCGGCAGCGGCUUUGUCCGCGUGGCCUGGGCGUUGUCAGCGCUGAUCUGUAGAAUACCGCGUCUUUUUACAGGAGACGUCCUCGACUGCCUGUUUCCUAACCCAGUGAUGCACCCGGAUGCCGCACUCACUGAUGUGUUGGCGGAAUUCAAGGCAGGCACGAGUAGCCUCACACCAGAGCAGGCUCACACGGCCAACAGCCGCUGUGAUGAGAAGCUGUUUCCACCUUCGAUGCUGGCAUCCGACCAGCCGUUAACCGCUGUUUGCCUGGCCGAUGACUCACCUAUUAACAGCACCGCAGAGGCCUAUCUGAAACUGCAUUUGCUGUCUCAUCGGCUGACCCGUCCGAACACACUCAACCUUGACAAUAUUUUUGCGCACCUGCCUAACCUGGCCUGGACCAGUGAAGGUCCAAUUGAAGUCAAUGGGCUGCAGGCGGCUUUGCUGGACGCCCGCCUUCAUGGCAGGCACCUGGAAGUAAUGAGUGUCGACAAGUUCCCAAAAAUGGUGAACUACGUUAUGCCGUCAGGCGUAAGGAUCGCAGAUGCCAGUCGUAUCAGACUCGGCGCCUACCUCGGUGAAGGCACCACUGUGAUGCACGAAGGUUUUGUAAAUUUUAAUGCCGGCGCCAUCGGACCUAACAUGGUUGAAGGUCGCAUCUCUCAGGGUGUGAUUAUUGACGAAGGCACUGACCUGGGUGGCAGCGCCAGCACCAUGGGUACGCUGUCCGGCGGUGGUGAAAUCACCAUCAGCCUCGGCAAGAACUGCUUAAUCGGCGCAAACGCCGGAACCGGCAUACCCUUAGGCGAUCGCUGCACCAUCGAAGCAGGUUUAUACAUCACCGCAGGCAGCGUGAUCAGUGUGGUAGAUGAACAUGGUGAGGCAGUACGCAAGGUUAAAGCCCGUGAACUUGCCGGCGGAUCGGAUCUGCUGUUUAUCCGCAAUUCUCAGACCGGCCAGGUGAUCUGCCGCACCAACCGCCAGGCCAUUGCGUUGAACGCGUCAGCUGCGGCUGUUUUGGAUCUGACCUGCGAACUGAUUGCAAAACAAUCGGUAACGCCCGCAGAUGACGGUUGCCAGGACAUCAUCGGCGCGCGGCUUGGCGCCCUUGGCUUCAAUCUGGAGCAGAUAGAUGCAAACGGCGUACGCAACCUGUGGGCCGUGCGAGGCAAUGGCUCUCCGCACCUGCUGUUUGCCGGCCAUACGGAUGUGGUGCCGCCCGGGCCGUUGGAUCAGUGGCACACGCCACCUUUCACACCAACCGUGAUCGACAACGUCUUAUACGGUCGCGGCGCUGCUGAUAUGAAAGCCAGUCUUGCCGCGAUGGUGGUGGCGACGGAGAACAUCCUGCAACAGCACCCGGAUAUGCCCGGCACCAUCAGCUUCCUGAUCACCAGUGACGAAGAGGGGGACGCGACUUAUGGCACAACCUACGCCAUACAGGCACUUAAAGCGCGAGGUAUUACACCCGACUACUGUGUGGUUGGUGAGCCCAGUUCCAGCUUACAGACAGGUGAUGUGGUGCGGUGUGGCCGCAGAGGGUCCCUGAACGGCAAAUUGCUUGUGCGUGGUAUUCAAGGCCAUGUUGCCUACCCUGCCGAUGCAGACAACCCGAUUCAUAAGGCACUUGGUGCACUUGCAGAACUGACCGAUAUUGUCUGGGACAACGGCAACGACUUUUAUCCGCCUACCAGCUUUGCUAUCUCGAACAUCAAUGCAGGCACGGGCGCGACAAACGUCAUUCCCGGCAAUCUGAGCGUGCUGUUUAACUUCCGCUUCAACACAACGCAAACAAGUCAUGGCCUGCAACAGGCGGUAGAGGCGCUGCUCGACAAGUACCACUUAGACUAUCAGUUAGACUGGGCUUUAUCUGGUGAGCCCUUCCUUACCCAGCCCGGCGCUCUGACAGGCGCAGUCACCGAAGCCGUGCAGGCGGAAAUGGGGUUUGCACCAGAGCUGUCAACUUCCGGCGGCACAUCGGACGGUCGUUUUAUCUCACCCUGGGGCUCACCUGGCAGCCACAGCGUCGAAGUGGUUGAACUCGGUCUACUGGUGUUUGUGCUUGCGGCGAUAGCCGCAGCUCCAGCAGGCAUUGUCGAUCGCCUUGUCAGCCAAUCAGAUACAGCUGAGUUAACCCAUAGCCGCGGCUCGCUGUGGCGAGGUCAGGGCGACCUGCUUGUCGAGGAUAAUCACCUCGGUCAGGUGAACUGGGACUUUCAUGUUGGCUCGUUGUUCAGAUUACAGCCGACCUAUCAAUGGACACUGACCCAAACCAACUGGCAAUUGGCAGGACUGGCUGGGGCGAGCUUCAGUGACGCUGAGAUCAAUAUUUCUGGUGAUGUCGAUGCUCAAGCUGUAAAUCAAUGGCUGGCGCCUUACGACAUCACUACCAGUGGGACCUUCAGUAUCUUGCCCACCCGGAUUCUGCUGCCGCACAACACCCCUCUACCCAGCGCAUUUGCAGGACAGAUAAACUGGACCGGUGGAUUGGUCCGCUACACACUGUCGGGACAGCUCAGCGAGGCAACGCUGCCACCUCUGGUCGCCUAUCUGGAUAUGAACGGGAAUAAUGAACCCCAGGCCACGGUUUUUGCCGAAAAUGAUCAGACGCCUUUGAUGAUCGCUACCCUCGGCGCCAAUGGUGCUGAGCCGGCCAAGUGGCUGCUGAUCAUAGGUAUCGCUUAUACCCUGGCGACACUUGCCUGGUCGUUUUUUGAUACACCUAUCGCCCCCGUGACCGUUGCAGACUCAGACCUCGGCAAAAGUACAAGUGUACGUCCCGCAGCAAACGUCAACUGGAUCCUGGGCAAACAUCUGUUUGGUGAAGCCGGCGCUGCACCGGUGGUGACCAGUCGUGAUGCACCCGUCCAGCAAACGCGCCUCCCCCUCGAGCUACAGGGUGUAUUCAUGGCUGACGAAAAUCAGGCUUCCGCAGCCAUUGUUGCGCAAAGAGGUAAGCCCGGAAAACGCUACGUGGUUGGGGACACGCUGCCGGGCAAUGCAAAACUCGACGAAGUGUUCACCAAUCGUAUUAUUCUUGUCCGUGCCGGCGUGCGCGAGACGUUACCCUUUCCGAAAACAAAAACUGAAUUCAUCGCCGAAGAUUACCCCGACGAGAGCAUUGAUGGCUCGGCCUCAAGUAACAGCCCAGCAGACCUGAUCGACACGGCAAACGUUGCGACUGAACAGGAAGAGUCUGCACCUGAAGAAAUUGUCGAGCAGUAUCGGGAACGCCUUGCAGCAGACCCCGCUGCCGCGUUAAAUGACCUCGGUGUGGAGACCGUCGAUGGCGGCGGAUAUCGAAUUGGCAACCUGGCACAGAAUCCCCUGCUGAAAAACACGGGCCUGCAGGCCGGUGAUGUCAUACUGUCGGUAAACGGACAACCCGUUGGCGACAUUUCCCAGGACCAGCUGGAACUGGACAACAUCAUGGCGCAGGGCUCCGCACGAAUAGAAGUCCAACGCGGUGAGCGCCGUUUUUUCAUCACGGCAUCGCUGCCUUAG